Molecule: messenger RNA, 3922 nt
Organism: Triticum dicoccoides
Lineage: Eukaryota; Viridiplantae; Streptophyta; Magnoliopsida; Poales; Poaceae
Product: PH, RCC1 and FYVE domains-containing protein 1-like
Exons: 9
Coding region: 204-3410 (1068 amino acids)
Molecular function (GO): metal ion binding
Source: RefSeq, a predicted model, not a curated record
CUGCCUCCGCUCACAGCGCCUCAGCCCGCCUUCUUCCUUCGCUUCCUCUCUCCCUCACCAAGCUCUGCCCCCUCUUCUUUCUCACUUGCUUUCUGUCCCUCCACCGCCAUCUUUCGCUUUCUCCCGCUGUUGACCAAAGGAGGCUCGAGCUUAGCCCCAGGGUGCUGCCAAGGUUUCUUUUGCCCGAUCUUUUUCCUGCGGCAAUGGCGGGGGAGCUCGAGGGGAGGAGCUCCGGACCCAGAGGAGCCGAGCAGGCCAUUGUUGCUCUCAAGAAAGGUGCCCAUCUACUCAAGUGCGGGAAGAGAGGGAAGCCCAGGUUCUGCCCGUUCAGGCUAUCAUGUGAUGAAAAACUGCUAAUAUGGUACUCCAAAGAGAGGGAAAAAAGUCUGAGCUUGAGUUCUGUGUCGAGUGUGGUUCUCGGACAGAAAACGGAAAACCUUUUGCGCUUGCAUUGGCCAGAAAAGGAACAUCACUCCUUGUCAGUCAUAUACAAGAAUGGUGAAUGCUCACUGGACUUGAUAUGCAAAGACAAGGACCAAGCUGACUGCUGGUAUCUAGGCCUAACAGCCUUGGUAUCUGCUCUAUAUAGUCCUCUUCUUUUGGUUGAUUCAACAAGCAGCCGUCGGAUAAACAGUUGCGCAAAUAGCCCUCCUAGCUAUAUUCAGCAAAGGAAUAGGCUAUUUUCAGUGCAUGACACAAGAAAGUUCACCCAGGUACACUCACUGUAUGGCAGUCCUAGGUUGAUACAGAACAAAGUAUCGAAGAGCAGUCUGGAUUGCUCAGAAGCAUUCGUCACUCCAAGGCAGAGAACAUGGUCAGACCUAGAUUUCUACUUGGAAAGAAUUACUCCUGAAAUGGUAAAUAGAGUUAAAAACAGUUUCAUGGAUAUACCAGUGGCUGCAAAAAUUCAGGAGGGAAUUACCCAAAUGCCUAAACUGAAAGCUUCUGAAGGAUCACACAUGGCAUGUGGAAUAGAUUCUCUGAAGGACAUCUUUGCCUGGGGAGAAGUUCCAGGCAGUGUGUUGGAGAAUGGAGAUGCACCAAAAGAUAAUGUUUCACUUCCAAGGUUAUUGAAGCCAACCCAGAUUCUUGACGUGCAGAACGUUGCCUGUGGAGAGAAACAUGCAGCAAUAGUUACUAAGCAAGGGGAGGUCUUCUCUUGGGGAAAGGAGAGUGGUGGGAUAUUGGGACACAAAGUGAGUGUCAGUGUCUCCGAACCUACGAUUAUCGAAUCUCUUACCUCUAUCCAUAUGAAGGCUAUUGCAUUAGGGGCAAAGCACACCUGUGCACUUGCAAUUUCAGGAGAACUUUAUGAGUGGGGUGAAGGGACUCACAGCUUGGGUCUGUGGGAUGAUCAGUGUCAAAGAAGCCAAUGGUUCCCACACAAACUGUUUGAUCCUUUGGAUGGCGUAUCGGUUCUGAAGAUCGCAUGUGGCCAAUGGCACACGGCUAUCAUAUCCUCCUCUGGUCAACUGUUCACAUAUGGCGACGGAACAUUUGGCGUUCUUGGACAUGGCGACACGAUGAGCGUGGCUCGGCCCAAAGAAGUAGAGUCUCUGAAAGGGUUGAGAGCCAAGGCUGUGGCAUGUGGGCCAUGGCACACAGCUGCCAUUGUGGAAAUAUUAGGCACUGUCAAGAGCAAUGCUCCUAGUGGGAAGCUGUUCACUUGGGGUGAUGCAGAUAAAGGAAAGCUGGGUCAUGCUGACAAAAAAUCCAAGCUUGUACCGACUUGUGUCAAGCCACUCAAUGAUUCUGAUUUUGCUCAGGUAUCCUGUGCGAAGGCACUGACAGUCGUGCUUACAAUAACAGGUGUUGUUUUCACCAUUGGAAGCACGGAACACGGACAAUUAGGCAACCGCCGAUUGAGUGACACAUCUAUUUGUUCAGUUGAAGGGCCUCUCAAGACUGAGUUUGUCAGAGAUAUAUCGUCAGGCUCUUCCCAUGUCGCAGUUUUGACAAUGAAUGGAAAGGUGUAUACCUGGGGCAAAGGCACAGAAGGUCAACUUGGUUUAGGUGACUAUACUGACAGGAGCUCCCCAACUCUAGUGGAGUCCUUGGAAGAUAAGCAAGUGGACAGUAUAGCUUGCGGUUCCAGUUUCACUCUUGCGGUUUGUUUACACAGGUCUAUCUCAGGCAAGGAUCAACCUGUAUGCAGCAGUUGUCAGUUGUCUUUUACCUUUACAAGGAAGAAGCACAACUGCUACAACUGUGGUUCCAUGUUCUGCAAUUCCUGCAGCAGUAACAAGGUUUCAAGGGCAGCUCUUGGACCAGAUAGGAGCAAAAGGUACCGUGUUUGUGAUAUGUGUUUCACUCAACUGCAGAAGAUUGAAGGACAUGGCACACUAAGUUCACGAUCAGCGAUCCAGAAGGAGGAGGCAUUUCCAACAGAAAUAAGACCAUAUACACCAAAGUUGUCACGCAUAUUCAAGGAAGCAAAUUCUAUCAUGGAAAAAAUGACAACGUCACAGGGUUCGAAUCAGAGAAAUCAGGACUUGGCUGUGCCGGUUCAACUGAAAACACAGAGAUGGGGGCAAGUAGAGUGCCCCAGUCAAUUUAAAUGUGCACGAAACAACAUUCCAUGCUGUUCCAUACCAAAUAAACAGACAGUCGAAGUUUCUCUUCCACAGAGAAUGCCUGAACCAGUGCCCCCAAAAGGUACCGGCUCUAUGCCAGAAGCAGCUACUAAUUUGAAAGAAGAAUUAGAUUCGACAGAGAAUAUAUUACUAGGAGAAGUAAAACAGCUUCAAGCACAGGUGACCACCCUAGCAGAACAAUGCCGGCAUAGGAGCCUGAAGGUUCAGUUGUACAAACGAAAAGUCGAGGAAACCUGGCUGAUUAUCAUGAAUGAAGCAGCGAAGUGCAAAGCUGCAAAAGAAAUUAUAAAGGUUUUAACCAAUCAGAGGAAUACUUUAUCAAAGAAGAUUGAUUUAGCUGGUGAGCAAUCAUACAACUCCAUAACUAUACCAAGCCGCAUCAACGAUGGACAACCAGUAAAAGCAGAAUUACCAGACCCACCAGACAAGAACCCUGUCACCGGCAAAUUUCAACAGCUGAGCAGCAUCAGGGAUCACAAUCAGCAAGUGGACAGGGAACGUAUACAGUCUUCAAGCGCAGCUGUGGCGAAAGGCUCAGUCAUGCAUAGAAAUAGCAGAAGAGCACCCAGUAACAGCAAUACCUAUGCCGGGGAAAAUGAUGCCACCAUUCCUCCUGUUGAUCCCAAUGGCACAAUCGAGCAAAUCGAGCGCGGGGUGUAUGUGACCGUUGUCACAUCCCCUGGUGGAAACAAAGGCGUCAAGCGCAUCCGGUUCAGCCGGAAGCACUUUGGGGAGAAGGAAGCACAGAAAUGGUGGGAAGCGAACGAGAGCAAGGUGUUUGCAAAGUACAGCAGCACGGAACAGGUGACAGAGUAACCAGCUGUGACAACCGACUGGCAUUGUAAAUGGCAAUGGAUUCCAAAUACUCCCUCUGUUCACAAAUACAAGAUGUUCUAACAUUUUUGUGAAUCGGAUGUAUACAGACACGUUUUAGUGUGUUUGUUCACUCAUUUCAGUUCGUAUGUAGUCCAUAUUGAAAUAUCCAAAACAUCUUUUUGUGAACCAAGGGAGUAGUAAAUACACUGAAAGACGGUACUGUUCAGUAAUGACAAUAGAUGGAAUGAUGGAAGCAACGGAAUCGAGACACCAUUAUUUGGUCCCUGAGAGGCAGUUUGCAUAACUAAAUUGCAACAUUAGCACUUGCUUUGUACUAGUUGAGCGGGAGUAGGUCCCCAUGGUUAACCCCUAUAUGAUAUACAGAGGGUAGGUCUGAGUUGAGUUGGAUUAUGGAUAUGAUGCCUCCUCUUGAGUGAUCCGAUCAUUAAGAACUCGGAUGUAAGUUUGUAGUGUGGAUUCAUUGGCGUUGCCUUCUUGAUCUGAGUCACAUA